Molecule: messenger RNA, 867 nt
Organism: Prorocentrum cordatum
Lineage: Eukaryota; Dinophyceae; Prorocentrales; Prorocentraceae
Source: the annotation of a GenBank genome assembly
AUGGGCCGCGCGCGCCGGCAGCUGGCGCCCCUUUCGCUGGCUAGCGGCGCUGCAUUCUUCUGGCGCUGGGUCCCCUCGGAGAAGAACUCGGCCGACCGCGCCUCCAGGAACCUGCCGGGCGUGGGCUACGCGGCCGCGGCGGCCGAUUCCUGCUUCCUCGGCGCAGCCGCUGGCCGCCCCGGCCCUGCGAGCGGGCACGGAGGGCCUGCUGGCGAGAGCUGGGCCGACAUCGGGCCCCCGCCCGGCCUCGAAGAGGAGGCGAGGCAGCCCCGUGGCGGGAGCUGGCGGGAUCAGCUCCUGCGGUCGUUCCUCGAGCUGAGGGCCGCGAAGGACAGGACCGUUUGGAGCUACCAGGUCCGAUACCGAGCUUUCCUGACCUGGUCGACAAAGGCGUGCCUGUCGGUGACGAGCGUCACGGACCUGGAGGUCGACUGGAUGGUGGCGUACGACUCCCUGGCCGCCGCCCGAACGGCCGCCCUGACUUCCGUCCUUGGCCUGGGGCCGUCGGAGACGCUGUCGUUGCGCGUCCAGCCAGUCGAGCAGUUGGUCAGGGCUGGUCCACAACAUCUGGGCAUGUACUCGAUCCUGCGGUUUCCUACGGAGCUCCGGAUGAUGUCGAAGGCCCUGGGCUACGACACCAGUCUCCAGGUGGGCAACCCAGAGUUCAGCGGGGUCGACCAGCUGCUGGAAUGCCUCGUGGGGAGACGUGCGGUCGACGCGCUCCUGUUCGACCUGGACAUGAGGCCCUGGGUGCGGGCGCUCCUGCAGCGUCCGACAAACGCUUGGACGUUCGGCAACAUCAAGAAGCGCAGGCAGUGGGAGGCCGUCAGGAGCCUCAUGCAGUACGCGAGGGAUGGUCAUGUUCAA